Molecule: messenger RNA, 1035 nt
Organism: Naumovozyma castellii
Lineage: Eukaryota; Fungi; Ascomycota; Saccharomycetes; Saccharomycetales; Saccharomycetaceae
Exons: 1
Coding region: 1-1035 (344 amino acids)
Source: RefSeq, a predicted model, not a curated record
AUGACAAGUUUAGACGAUACCAUAAUAUCGCGUCAAAACUUGAUGUUGUUGGAUAACGUAACCAACUAUCAACGUCCAGCAAUAGACUAUUUCCAUCAUAAAUUCAACGAAAACAAACUGGAAAUUCCUUUAAGUUGGACCCUGCUUUUGAAAAUGAGGAAACAUAAAUUGUUAAGAUUGCCCAGCUGUUCCAUUGAAGAUGACAUGGAUUAUAAAAUCUAUUUGGUUAGAUUGCAUCAUUGUCUGUGGAGAAGAUGGUCCAUAGAUUAUUAUCAUUUGGACAAAUGCAAGGCAGAUCCUCUCUCAAUCAAUUGGAAUAAAGAAACGGAUGUUACCGUACUAUAUGGUCCCGAUUUAACGGCCAGUAAUAAUGAUAAUGAUAAUGAUACCAAACAAAAGCUAAACAAGAUAAAUGAUAAAACUAAUACAACAAUAACUACAACUAAUAAUAAUAUUCUAAAACACUCCAUGAAGGGUCAAUCGGAUAUCGAUUCCGUUCUCGAUGAAAAUACAAAUAAUUACGCCUAUGAUACAUAUUCUUCAUCCAUUGACUCCAACACAUCGUCCAUAUUCGAUUCCAAUUCAAAUACAUGCAUGAAAAUUAAAAGUAAUUCCAGUCAAGGUUCUAAUAAUUCCAUUAAAUCUGCAUUAAAAUCAUCAUCACCAUCAUCAUCACAUUGUAAGAGUAAAUGUGCAUUAAAAUUUAAAAAUACAGUCCUAAGAAGAGACAUUGAUAAAUAUGGAUAUUCUCAUGAAUCUAAUAUAAGAAUCAAUGACGUCUAUGGCCUAAGAGACUUGACCAUUCAAGAUUUGAUUCCACGUGCUUACUCGUAUGAUUUCGAAGAUGCAGAUGAUCUACCACGUGAACAUCGUCAUGAACAUCACCACCAUCAUCACCACCAUCAUCAUCAACAUGACAAAUGUGAUUCAAGCUUCGAAUUCGAUGAUACUUUCCUAAAGGAAAGAGAAGAAAAGGGGAGAGAAUUCAGAAGGAAACUUUCAGAAGUAACAAAUGAUACCAGAACUGUCGUUUAA